This is a messenger RNA of Cokeromyces recurvatus, 1771 nucleotides long. RefSeq lists its product as uncharacterized. Gene Ontology annotation, molecular function: guanyl-nucleotide exchange factor activity. The coding region runs from base 74 to 1771 and encodes 565 amino acids. NCBI's taxonomy places the organism in Eukaryota, Fungi, Mucoromycota, Mucoromycetes, Mucorales, Mucoraceae. Gene Ontology annotation, biological process: small GTPase-mediated signal transduction. The transcript has 2 exons. The record is from RefSeq and is a predicted model, not a curated record.
AAAAAAAAAACAAAAAGAAAAAAAUACUUUGUUUAAAACAAAUAUAGUCUUUUCUUUCAUUCUAUUCUCCUUAAUGAAUCAUAAUAGGAGAAAUAAAGCAGAAAUAAUUGAUAGAAUACCACUUGUACCUCUAUCGCCGUUAAUAAAAAUGUCAUGGGAAUAUGCUGAAAUACUUGCACAAACAAAAAAGAAAUUAUCUGUAGAUAACAAUACCCCUGAGGUCAGGGCUUCAUUAAAUCAAAUCUACAUCGACAAAACCGAAAAAUUGGAUCAACUUACAAGGGAUAUACAAUCAGUCCAAGCUUCGUCAUUCUUUGAUUUUAAUAUAUAUGAGAUUGCAAAAGAAAUAGCGUAUAUUGAUUGUCGUUUGUUUCAAAUGAUAGUACUUGAUAAUAAAUCACUUUAUGGGCUUAAUGUUAAACCAUUAUUAGACUUUCAUCAAUAUCUUUCACAUUCAUUUGCACAUCAGGUUAUUUACCAUAAUAGCAAACCAACUAUAAUUAUUCAAUUAAUUCAAGUAGCUUAUAUCUUGCUUCAUAUCUAUCGUGAUUUUUCUGGUUGCACAGCCAUCUUGAUUUCUUUACAAAUGCCAGAGGUUCAACGACUUCAUAUCUGGUCUGAAUGCCCUUUACAUUUUCUCGAUAUUUAUAAAGCACUUACUACUUUAUUAUCACCUGAUAGACAUUUCGAAGCAUAUCACCACCAACUUGGGUUGCAAAUAGCCCAUUUUCAAAAUAGAAUCCCUAAUAAAUCACAAAUGAUUGCUAUUCCUUUCAUACAUGCUCACUUUUCUAUCAUAAAAGAAUUACUUCAACCACUACCACAUGGAAUAGAAUCAGAGCCAUCGAAGGAUGAAUAUGAUGAUUUAUAUGAGUCCUUUGUUGUACAUUAUAAACUGAAUCAUGAAAGUAAUCUCACAUUGUCAGAAGAAGUUUUGCAUAUUGAUAAAAAACCCGAUCAGCCAUCAAGUUGUUUCAUACCGACAGAAGAGGGAAUCAUCAUGGAAGAUACUCGGCUGGCUAAUAAAAUGAGAGAGGAUAAUACAACGAUAUUGAAUUCAGUGCUUGAAGAUAACAUAUUAAAUAAUCCAGAGGCUUCGCAUCAAAAGGAGAUGCAUGUUACUCGGUUUCUAUAUAAUGAAAGCCAAUUCGGUUUAUAUAACAGUCAAAUAAAAGACGAAAGUUAUACUUGUAUAACUAAAGUAAAGAGCUCAGAUAUAACAAUUUACAAUGACGAGAAAGAAGAGAUAGAGGCUUUCGAAGAAAAACAUGUUUAUGAAAAUAAUCAGCAAAUAUCAUUGAAUGCUUCGAUAUCAAGUCAAAAGGAGAUAGAAGAAGAAAUGUCAUAUGUUAAUCAAGAAAGUCUUAGUCUAACUAAAGUAAUACCAACUUCAACCCUCCAACUAAUUAAACUUGAAUCAAAUGGCUACAAAAUGAAAUCGAACCUGCCAUUAGCUCUAGAUAAAACAAAAACUACUAAUCUUAUGAUAGUGACAGAGGAAAGUAAUGACGACGGCGACGACGACGACGAAGUAUGGACAGGUUACCCAAUUAGGGACUCACACUAUCAACCAAUUGAAAAUAUGUUCAGAGAUGAAGAGGAAUGGACAGGAUACCCUGUUCAUAGCGAUGAAGAAGAUGAAGAUGAAAUCUGGAAGGGAUAUCCUAUAUCAAAAGAAGAAUUAGAACAGAGCUAUUGGCAAAUAGAGGUUUUACAAUUUCGUAAAUCAACAAAAGAUAUAAUAACCACUAUAAAUACUACAGUUCAAUAA